AUGAUGCUUGGGCGUGGGAUACAUAGUUUCGAAGAAAAACGUAACUAUCCGGAAUCACAAGUAGAAGUAAAUAACGAUGUAGUACCCGCUUGGUAUCAGACGCCUCAAAAGCAGUUGCCAAAUGGCUACGGUUUUGGCAGAAAUCAGCCAGCCAUGUAUGAGAGAGCACCGUCCACUAUGAAUUAUCAAAGCUACCCGACGUUCGGUACCAAUCGACCAGCUUAUCCGGAAUUGAUGGGUUCAGCUCAGCCAGCUCGACGAUAUCCAAUGGGAGGUCAGGAUCCAAAUGCUGAACUGUUAGCCGCAAUCAAGGACGUUGUAGCCAAAUUCAAAGCAUCCCUGGAUGAAACUGGACUUGAUCAAGACGUUCGACUCAUGGGCAAUCAACUGAGGAACACAUGGCAGCAAUUGAGGACAGGACCAAUGAACGAACAAUUGGGGCGACUGUUCGACAAAGCCGCUGACGACGGGAAUCAAGCCCAGUUGAACAGAGCACAAUAG
Molecule: messenger RNA, 501 nt
Organism: Haemonchus placei
Lineage: Eukaryota; Metazoa; Nematoda; Chromadorea; Rhabditida; Trichostrongylidae
Source: the annotation of a GenBank genome assembly